Molecule: messenger RNA, 939 nt
Organism: Rubroshorea leprosula
Lineage: Eukaryota; Viridiplantae; Streptophyta; Magnoliopsida; Malvales; Dipterocarpaceae
Source: the annotation of a GenBank genome assembly
GGAUAAUCUGCAGAGGAAGCAUAUACCAGUGGAGUUGGAAUGCCCUGUGUGUGGCUCUGAUAUGGAAUCUGUGGCACACUGUCUUUUGUUUUGCUCCGUCGCUCGAGCGGUGUGGCAUGGAAGCCCCCUCAGUCUUCGAGUUUCAGAGUUCCCCUCUAGCUCUUUUGCAGACUUCUUUGAUGCUAUGUGUACUGAACUGGGAAAGGAGCAGUUGGAGCUUCUAUGUAUUUUAAGCUGGAGGACUUGGAGCUCUCGAAAUGAGGCUCAUUGGAAUGGCAGAAGGGCACACCCUCAACAAAUUAUUGAAGGAGGCGUGAAUUACUUGAUGAAUUAUCAGCGAGCGCAGCAAUCAAUGGGGCGGGGAUCUGGAGUUGUCCAAAUGCAUGGCGAGACGAAGUGGAAGCCUCCUGACGAACAGACCAUCAAGAUCAAUGUCGAUGGCGCAGUAGCAGAACAACGUAGGGUGUUUGGUAUGGGUGCAGUGGCUCGGGAUCAUUGCGGAGAAGUUCUGGCAACCAUGGCCUGUCAGGGGCGGGACGUUGCAGCUGCAGAAAUCGUAGAAGCAUGUAGUAUCCGGCGUGCAAUGCAGUGGGCUCAAGAGUUAAAUCUUGGGAGAAUUAUUAUUGAGACGGAUUGUGCCAGUAUUGUAACUGCACUGUCGAACAAUGUUGCCUUAAAUUCAGACCUGGGAAAUGUCUUAUCAGAUUGUAAGCUAUUGAUGUCCUCUUUCCUGCACUGCCGAGUCAAACAUGUGCGUCGGACUGGUAAUGCUGUGGCUCAUGAGUUAGCUAAGAGAGCACUACGGGCUGAGGGAGAUGAGUUUUUCAGAAAUGAGAUGCCAGAUUACCUUGCGCCUUUUGUAUCUAGGGAUAAGCUGUCAAUGUGAUUUUCUGUAAUACUCCCUGGUAUUAUAUUUUUCAAUAAAACAGGCGCCUAUUU